Messenger RNA from Rhizophagus irregularis DAOM 181602=DAOM 197198, 943 nucleotides. RefSeq lists its product as uncharacterized. The record is from RefSeq and is a predicted model, not a curated record. Lineage: Eukaryota; Fungi; Glomeromycota; Glomeromycetes; Glomerales; Glomeraceae.
UAAUAAUAAAGUUUUUUCUUAAAAAAUUAAAUCCGUUUCUUUCUACAUAAAAUGUCUUCAGAAGAUUCCCUUUACGCUAGAUAUAAACAUGGGAAAUCUAUUUCUAUCCCGCCAAUCUCAGCAUGGUCUUUAGGAGGAAUAGGAUCCGUCCCGGCUCCGUACCCUCUGUCAUUCAAAACCGAAGUUAGUGAAGAAGAAAAGCGUAACAAGUCUGGUUUCGUUGGAGGGAAGAAAAUAACACCUACAGAAGACAUAUUAACUUCUUAUCGUGAAACCUCAAGUAGCGUUGUUCGAUCUCCGAGUUCUACUAAGCAAAUGUCAAUCUUGGCGCAAACAACCCCCACAAGAAAACCUAAAACACAAAUACUAAAGUUGGAUUCAACCCCCCCUAUUGAUUCAAAGCCAACACCUCGUCCAUCCAAGUUACCAGGUCAGACUUCAUUUUAUGGACACACAUCAUAUUAUACUGAUGAAUCGUCAUUCCGAGCGGAAAGUUUAACCGGUCCAGGCUUUGGUGGUUUGAAACGUUCAUCACAAGUCACUCUCUCGCAGUUCGAUGAUAACAUUUAUGUCAGGGAGGAUCCAUCAAUUGCAACAACAUUUGAUCCUGAUAAAGAUAAAUCGUUGUAUGAUAUUUCUCUGAGUCUUUAUCGACAAUUCAGCAAUAGAGAUAUCUUAGAUUCUGAGGAUAUAUUGAAUGAAGAUCUUAAGAAAAAUUAUUGAUGUCUCGUACAUACAUACAUAUAUUUUUUUAAGAUCCAAUUCAAUGCAACAUUUGAUCCUUAAGAUAUGUCCUUAGGUCUUUAUCGACAUCUUAUGAUCUUAAGAAUUACUGAUGUCUUUAUAUAUAUGUAUAUUUUUUAAUUACUAAAUAAACUUGAACUUAGAAAUGUCGCCUAAAUAAAUUUUACCAAAAAGAUAAUAAGGAAUCUGAUAACGACGG